AUAGUAUAUACGCUAUGGCCACUUACUAAGCAGCCUAGUUGAUCAGUGGAAUAUUCCCUAACUUCCCAACUUCCAAGCUUUCUCGACCUCAGUUACUUCACGCUUGGCUCACCUUGCAUCUCGAGGAUUCCUGAUAGUUGCUGCAACCUGACAGCACUGUUACAGUGAGCAGAGUAUACCCCCUGCUGACGCAAGCAACAGGCGUUGACCAUCAAAGUACCUGUUUCUUCUUCUGGACAAGCUUUAAGAUUUGAAACAAAACUAUAAGGGCUUAGGCAGGAAACUGGAGUGUUUGCCACAUGGGUUGCAUGACAUCCUGCAUGUCGCCCAAGGUGGCGGAGUUGGACAAGUCGCUGAAGACAGGAGACGAGCGCGCGGCGCUCUUAAAGCUCGCAGCUUGCCCGAAGCUAUUGAGCUCGACGGCCGUACUGUCGUCAGCGGGAGUAACCCCAUUACACGUCGCAUGUCAGUCCAAACAAGUCAAGCUCGUACAACACAUCGUCGCCUUCCUGCACUGCUCAGAGCUUGAUGUUGUACGGCAGGCCCUGCUGCCGUACUGCCGCCGUGCGGCCGUACCGCUGCCUGGCUGCGUGACCGAGGGCGUACGAAUGGCAGUUGACCUGCCCAAUGCCAAAGGCCAGACCCCGCUCAUGUACGCCUGCUUCGCGGACUGUCCCGAGCUCGUCAAGAUGCUGUUGGAAGAGGGUGCUGACCCAUGGGUCGGCGACCGCUGCGGCGGCCGCACCCCCCUGCACUACGCAGCCAUGUCUGGCAGCGGCGGCUGCAUCGACACGCUGCUUCGACACCUGCCGCCCGCCAGUCUCAGCAGACAGGGAACCAGGUACGUCAACGCCCCCUCCCGCUGCGGCCUCACGCCGCUGCACUACGCCGUGUACUUCGGUCGGCUGGGUGCGAUGCGGGCUCUUCUAGAACAGGACGCGGCGCUCAACACCCCCUCAGGCGCAGAGAGCUACGAUGUGGGUGUGCGGGCGGGGCGCACGUGCGAGGCGGGGUCAGCCCCGCUGCACUUCGCGGCGGUGAGGGGCGACGUGGCCGCUGCGAGAGAGCUGCUGAGGGGAUAUUCCCAGCGGCUGUCCUGGGGCC
This is a messenger RNA of Astrephomene gubernaculifera, 1104 nucleotides long. The record is from the annotation of a GenBank genome assembly. NCBI's taxonomy places the organism in Eukaryota, Viridiplantae, Chlorophyta, Chlorophyceae, Chlamydomonadales, Astrephomenaceae.